AGCAAGCUUCAUGUUUAUUCUAUAUUUAUAAUGGCUACGUCUGAAAAUAAUAAAGAAUCUACAUGGUCAGAUGAUGAAUUCUUUAAAACACUUACACAAGAAGGUGAUAUAAGUACUACUUAUAAGGACAAAGGAGAAAGCACCACAGAUUCGGAAGAUAUUCCUCUUGCUGAUAUAAAACAACGUACAAAAAGACCGGUUAAAAGGAAGCUUAUAUUAAGAAGUGAAAAUGAAUCUGAAGAGGAUGACAGUGCUGCUGAUGAGGACUAUGUUCCUAGCAAAAAGGACAUUAACUCAAGUGAUUUAGAGUCUAGUGUAUUGUACAGGAAAGUACAAAAGAAGAAACAAAACAUAAAAAUUAAGAGGGAAACUUGAUGGAAAAGGAAACAAAAGAAAAUGAAAAUCAGCAAAUCACACAAAGUGAAGAGGCCAGACCAAACUUAUUUAGCAAAAAUGUUGAGACACAAAAUUAAAAAAUUGCAAAGCAGACGUAAAAACGUUACUGCAUUGUCACCUGACGUAAACAGGGCUAAACAAAUAAGCAAACGAUUGCAUACAAUACAGACAAUUGUCAGGAAAUCACAUUUGUCUCGACUAGACACACUUCUAGCAAGCAAUGAACUUCGCCGCGCUAGAGCAUAUGGGGAUGGAAACUGCUUUUUUAAUACAGUAAAAAUCAGUGGAAAUUUUGAUGAAAGUGCCCUUUCACUAAGGAAAAGAGUUUGUGAAUUUAUGGUUGAAAAUGCUGACAAAUACAUGUCAUUUUUUACUAAAAAGGAUGGCAAUUCUAAAGAGGCAUUUCUCAGAGACAUUAAUUUGUUGAAGACAAAUGGCCAAUGGAAUUUUGAUAUAGCAGACAUUGUUCCACUGGCAGUAGCAAACCUUACAGAAAGCACUGUAAGAAUAUAUUCAAGUUCAGUGUCGACCCCCGUCAUCGAGAUCAAACCCGAGCAGGUAACGAACAAGGACAUUUGCUUAGCUUACUUAGCAGUUCGUGGGUAAA
Molecule: messenger RNA, 1003 nt
Organism: Mercenaria mercenaria
Lineage: Eukaryota; Metazoa; Mollusca; Bivalvia; Venerida; Veneridae
Exons: 2
Coding region: 31-375 (114 amino acids)
Source: RefSeq, a predicted model, not a curated record